UGGACACGUGCUUAUUGGAACGUUUCUGUUAUCCUGUACUUCUACGCCUAUCAAUUUUUGUUUUUAAGACACACCCAGUAUAAUACGAAGUGUGCUGUCCUGCGGAUGAAUAAAGCAAUCAGUCAUGUUCAAGGUUUCAUCGAUAGCGGUCACGGAAAUGGUCUUACUUUGUUGUCCUUUAUGAUCAUACUUUAUAUUGUUCUGUAUUUCAUAUGGAAUGUAAACUAAACAGAUGUUCAGAGUCUACGGCGGAUAAUCAAAAUUUUAUCCCCAAUGUAUUUGAGAUGAUGUUGCACUUGAAAAGAAAGAAUGACACAUCUUUGACCGAGGAGCUUUGUGACGAAAACUGGUGUUUUGCUGUUGUGGCGUGGAAGUUUAAAUAAAUGCUGAAAAAAUUAUAUAUACACACACACGUUUUGUCGCACUGAUUAUAGUUUUAUUUUGCAUCUUAUAAGUUCGCGUGCGGAUCGUUUCUGACUGACCCUUAGUGUUUUAUGUUUUGGAUAUAUUACUCUGAGGAAAUGUUCUCUACAAACAUUGUUGACAUUUGGCGGUCACUGUCAUUAGAUCAUUUAAAACAUUUAUCAUGCCAUUUAGACGGAGUAAAGCGUAAAUUGGUUGCCAUAAGAUCAUCCCAAAUCCUAAGGCCCAUUAUGUUGCCCGUGAGUUAAUUUUCUGUAGUGAGGCCUCUACAUGCCCAAGUAUCUGAAACGUUACCAAGCAGCAGCAGUGUGAACUCUUUUCAAGUGGACUUUUGUGUCAGGAAUAUAAAAACAACCAUGAAAAGUGCACGAGGUCUUUCAAGAAUAUAUAAGGUGUAUAAUGAUUUACUCACAAAACAUCCUGUCAAAGUUCAGUCAAUACAGACAGCAAUACUCUGUGGCACUGGAGACAUAAUUGCGCAGACUGCUAUUGAAAAGAAGAAGCUCAGCGAAUUUGAUGUAAAAAGAUUUGCUUCAUUUUUUGCAUUUGGAGGAAUCUUUGUUGGUCCCACAUUACGAAUGUGGUUUGGACUUCUUGAUACAAAAGUGAAAGGAAGUCAUUAUGCUGUUGUGGCUCAAAAAGUUUUAUUGGACCAGUGUAUAAUGGCACCUUUCCUUUUAUUGCUGACCCUUUCUGUCCUUAACAUAUGUUCAGGGAAAAGUUUAGCUGAAGUUAAAGAAAAGUUGGGAGCUGAUUAUGGGAGUAUUUUGAUAACAAACUAUAAAGUAUGGCCUGCUGUCCAGCUUAUAAACUUUGGCUUCGUUCCUGUGAACUUCCAGGUACCUGUCACACAAGUUGUGGGUGUUGGUUGGAACACUUACCUUUCCUGGAAGGCUCAUCGACCACCACAAAAGCCUGCUGUAGAGUGAGGUUUUCCAGGUACAUCGCCAUCCACCCCACGUGCGGGUUUCGCCGCCACUUUGCCGUCUGCAGAGACUCGCUCUCCCACAUUCAACCUGUGCUGCAAUGUGCCACCACACUGUGUGGACGAUGUGUCGAUCGUCACCUUCGAUGACCGUGUGCUCAUGCUCUUAACAGACUCUGUGGACUCGCCAUCCAAUGGGCAGUUAAAUGUCAGUGUGGUGCAUAGCCUGUCACUCCCCCAUGAGUGCAACCAGUCAGAAAUCCACGCGUUCAUCUCGUCGGAUGGCUCGAUCUUCAUAUGGGGCACACACGCCUGCACCACGCUGCAGGC
Schistocerca piceifrons (Central American locust) is the source of this 1678-nucleotide messenger RNA. RefSeq names its product protein Mpv17-like. The record is from RefSeq and is a predicted model, not a curated record. Gene Ontology annotation, cellular component: cytoplasm; membrane. NCBI's taxonomy places the organism in Eukaryota, Metazoa, Arthropoda, Insecta, Orthoptera, Acrididae. The transcript has 6 exons. Bases 780 to 1352 code for a protein of 190 amino acids.